UUGUCAUUCGUUGUCUAGGUAUGUGAUGAUUGGGCGUUGUAAAACUAAAAAAAUACUAAUAAUGUGUUUUCACUGUAUCAAAAAUAUAGCUUAUUGUUACUUUUAACCGAUACAAAAGAAUCUAGUCUGAAUAUAGUUUUGGAAUAGCUUAAAAUGCUAUAAAGAAUCGCAACAAUAACUAGUGGAAAUACAUUUCAUAAAUUGAUUUCUAAGGAGUUAAAAAAAAACUAGCAAUGCCAGAGCAAAGCAACGAUUACCGUGUUGUUGUGUUUGGUGCUGGAGGUGUAGGAAAAAGUUCUUUAGUGCUACGAUUUGUUAAAGGCACAUUUCGAGAAUCCUACAUACCUACCAUAGAAGAUACUUAUAGACAAGUUAUAAGCAGCAACAAAACAAUUUGUACACUCCAAAUUACUGAUACAACAGGAUCUCACCAGUUUCCAGCUAUGCAAAGAUUAUCCAUAAGUAAGGGUCAUGCAUUCAUUCUUGUAUAUUCAGUCAGCAGUCGACAAUCAUUGGAAGAAUUAAAACCAAUAUGGCAGACAAUAAAAGAAAUCAAAGGUACAGAGUUGCCAAAUAUUCCAGUGAUGCUUGCUGGAAACAAAUGUGACGAGAGUCCUGAAAUACGAGAGGUAUCUGCUGCUGAAGGACAAGCACAGGCACAAACGUGGGGAGUUUCAUUUAUGGAAACUUCUGCUAAAACAAAUCAUAAUGUUACUCAGCUCUUUCAGGAACUUUUGAAUAUGGAAAAGAACAGAAAUGUCUCAUUACAAGUUGAUGGUAAAGGUAAGAAGAAGAAAGAGAAGGUGGUUAAAGAAGGCGGUGAAGCAUCUGCCAGUGGAAGAGAGAAAUGCCUUGUCAUGUAAUGGAAAGAAUUAUUUUUUAUCUCAUUUAUUAUUAAUUUCAAGUAAUAAGCAACAUUGCAUAAUACAUGACAAUAUAAUAACCAUUUUAUGUAAUGAGAUAGUAUAGGUUAGUAAGCUAAAAAUUAUUGGUAUUGAAAAUAUGGUCAGUCCAAGAAUUGAAACUUCUUUUUAAGUCAAUAUGCAGAAAUCAAUAUUUGCUUGCAUAAUAUUAUAUUGUUUUUUUAAAUUUGUUGUCAUUUUUCUUCAAUAUUAUUAUACAAAUGAUUAUCAUUUAAUGAUAGUAGUUGUAUAAUAUGUUACCUCUAUUGGAUAGAUUUCAUAUGUGAAAACAAUGGACAAUCAUAUUAUACAUAUUUUCAGAGAGUUUUGUUGCUUAAGAUCUAAAUUUUUGUUUUCUGCUACAAGAUAUAUUAAAAAAUAGAUUAUAUUACACUGAAAUGAAAGUACACAAAUCCACUGAAAGUUUUUUUUUUAACAGUUAUAGAUUCAAUAAUUGGUUGCAUGUAGUGUUGUUUAUUACUUGUAUGCGAUUAUAAAUAUGCUGUAUUUUUUAUUCUAGUCACAGUAAUUUUUAAAAGGAUUUAUUAUUACAUUGCAUUUAAUUAAGAAAAAAAUAUAUUAUUAUGCCUAUUUAUGUUAAUGGUUCUAUUGUGAUGGAUUAACUCAUCAUCUUCUAAAUUUAUAUUUUGCUAAUAAUAAGAAUUGUUUUAUUUACACUAGUUGCAUAUUACAUAAUAUAAUGACUGAUGUGACACUGAAGGAGUGACAAUUCCAUAUGUUAGUGUGAAAAAUACAACGAAAUCGAGUCUGUAGGACUUAAUGUUAUCAAAUUGUGUGCUGAUUAAUAUAAACAGUCAUGAUGCAUUUUUAUAAGUAUAUUUUGAGUAUGUACCUGAAAUAUUUUUUUUGCAUUUUUGAAGGAUAAUACAUUUAUAUAAUAUUAACAAUGUUUUUUUUUUAGGAGA
Messenger RNA from Vanessa atalanta (red admiral), 1828 nucleotides. Its product is annotated as GTP-binding protein Di-Ras2. The record is from RefSeq and is a predicted model, not a curated record. The coding region runs from base 234 to 863 and encodes 209 amino acids. Gene Ontology annotation, molecular function: GDP binding; GTPase activity; GTP binding. Lineage: Eukaryota; Metazoa; Arthropoda; Insecta; Lepidoptera; Nymphalidae. Gene Ontology annotation, cellular component: plasma membrane. The transcript is spliced from 4 exons. Gene Ontology annotation, biological process: signal transduction.